Suillus paluster is the source of this 1782-nucleotide messenger RNA. RefSeq lists its product as uncharacterized. Bases 166 to 1782 code for a protein of 538 amino acids. The record is from RefSeq and is a predicted model, not a curated record. Gene Ontology annotation, molecular function: ATP binding; protein kinase activity. The transcript is spliced from 4 exons. Gene Ontology annotation, biological process: protein phosphorylation. NCBI's taxonomy places the organism in Eukaryota, Fungi, Basidiomycota, Agaricomycetes, Boletales, Suillaceae.
CGGGUUGGAACAUGGGAGAGCCCGAGCUCAUGACCAAGUUUGCAACGAUGAUGCCGGAAAACAAUAUCUCUUGGAAAGAUGUCCUAGCCUCGAUCGAGUUCAAGAGGAAGGCCAAGACAGGGAAAGAGCUUGAUCCUCCGCCCGGUUCAUACGCAGUGACAAACUAUGUCGCUCCCAAACCAGAACAUUUGGAAGUGGGCUCGACCACUGCUGCAACUGACGGUUCCGCGACUGCCGCGUCAGGCCCAUCGCAGACCCAACCAAAAAGACCUGUGCCCGACCGUCCAGCCGAGCGCCGUUCGGCCCGUAUCGCUGCCAGCAACUCCAGUUCCAAGCGCAAGGCAGAAGAACCUCUGCAAUCCUCCAGCAAGCGGGUCAAGGUCAAGGGCACGGACACGGACAAGGAUUCCAAGCUCACCUGUGACUGUCCAGACAGGACUCUACGCCGCGGAAAUGUUCGCUGCCAACGUUGGAGUCAAGCAUGUCCUGAAUCUUAUUGUCAUCGAUAACAUUGUCUGGGUCUGGUAUUACGAUCGGCAGGGCACGAUUCAAUGCUCGGGCAUCGACUUCAUUGCAGAUCUCCCACGAUUCAUGGUGCUGUUAUAUGCGCUGCAACGAUUCAAGGCUAAGGAUUGGGGUCGAAACGAGCACUUCAAAAAAGCCCAGAAGGAAGGUUACCUCAAACUCGACAUCGACGGCGUGGAUCUUGAGCUGCACACCAGCUCUGAAGAACGAGUAACUCACUACGGACUGAAAGGACGAGCCACCAAUGUGUUCCCCGUCACCAGUGAAUUUCUCGCCAAGAAGUACGCAAACGACGCAGGGGUCAAGAAAGAUGGGAUGGUGGCGAAAAUCUUCUGGGCAGAGGAGCAAAGAGAUAGCGAACCGGAGAUCUUAAAAAAGGUUGCCGAGAUCGCAGAGAAGGAAGAGGCCGUGAAAGGCCAUGUUCCCCAGCUGCUUUGGUCUCACAAGUUCGAGAAUCCCACAUCCGCAGUCCGGAAGGCACUGGGAGUUCCAGAAGCGGAGAAGGGCAGUCGCGUACUCUACAUCCUCGUAUUCCGCAAGCUCCUGCCCAUCACGGCGCUCGAAGGCGAAGAGCUUUUCAACGUGUGGCGUCAAUGCAUCUUAUGCCACGUCGCUCUCUGGAAGGGAGGAGUCCAUCACCGAGACGUCAGCCCUCCCAACAUGAUGUUUUACAAGACCGACAAGGGCGUCCUGAUAGGCGUUUUAAACGACUUUGAUCUGUCAUCGUUGGCAACUAGGCAGGGUCCUCAGGGCAACGAGCGCACGGGGACCGUGCCGUUCAUGGCGCUGGAUCUUCUCUCCCCAGAGGGUCAACGAGGCGAAGUCGAACACUUAUAUCGUCACGAUCUGGAGUCGUUCGUCUGGGUUCUCGUCUGGGUUUGCUUGCGUUACAGGCAGGGAGUCCUCUUACCCCCGCAGACUCGCCCUUUCGAUGCUUGGGCGACUGCAGGCCCCGCGGCAUGCGCCGAGAAGAAGUUAUGGUUUCAGAAUCAUUUCCUGCGCUACCGACCCUCAGAUAUAGAACCACGUAUGUGGACAUUGGUUGCAGAAUGUGUUCAGGUGCUUAAACUGGACGCCGACCGUCGACAAGCCCUCGAGUUUCAACUCCAAAUAUCACAGGCAGCCGCCGAUGAAUCAGAAUCAGAUAUCGAUGACAAGCAGACCGACGCCGAGGAAUCGGAGUCAGACAUGGACGAUUUUCUACACAGAUUUACCAGUACAAAAAGCUGGAUUCGCCUCAGCAAGCGUUUGCCAUGA